AGUGAUGACUGUGCUACACCAAAAAGAACCCCCUGAACUGACUUGCUUAUAUCACCCCCCUGUCAAAAAGGAGAGCACCUGUACAAACAAUCCUACGUACUGACCUCCAACAUCUUGCCUCUCUCCUUGAGACUCAUCUCAUAAAAUAUUUUUACAUUUUUAAUCACUUGUAACAUGUGGUCAGCCACCAUGUAAAGAUGAAUGAAACAUUCAAUGUACUGAGUGAUUUGUGAUGAGUCAUAACCUUCAUUAUGGGGGGGGGGGUGUAUUUAGACCUCCCAGCAUGCAGAGGGUGAAUGAUCUGAUUGUGUUUUCAUACAACCAGAACUCCAGCUUCUCAGACUGAAACUAGUUAUUUACUUUGGCCCUUACAGUUGAUUAAAACUCAACCCACAUCUUGUUAAGACCCGGAAAUUAAUUGCUGUCCCCUGUAGGGGACAUAAGUCUGAAAUAUCCUUGAUUUCCUCAUAAAUCCUGAGAUAAGGACAUUAAGCUGAAAACAACUCACUCAGUAGUUAUGUCCUCCUGAGACCUGGCUGAAAAAAAGUUUAAGCAUUUACAUUUUUGACAUAAAACAAAUGUCAUGAGUGACAAAAACAUAUUUCAGUGACCAUAUUUUCUGAUAUAUUAUUUCUUUGAAUGUAAUGCCACACUCAUGGGGCACAAAUAAAAUUCAUUUUAGGUGCAUAGAAUUUUCAGGCUCUGGGUUAAUAUGGAACAUUUUCAACUGAACUGUUCUUUUUGCCAUUUCUGGUGACAAGAAGCUGAACUUGCAUAUCUCUUUACACACAGACACUGGUGUUCACAGGAAUGUCCUCUACUCUGCUCUCCCAAUUUUAUGCAUAUCUUGUGCAUCAAACACGUGGACAUAUUCUAGUACUGCCAACACCAAUUUGAAGUGUAGGAUCUUAUCCUUCACCACAACAUUAGGUCCAAAAACCUACUGUAAAUGGAGGAUAGAAAAAAAUGCCUGCAUUUCCUGCUGACAUUCUCUACCAACCUCUCAAUGUCUUAAGUUGAACAACUAUCGUUGUACAUUAUUUUAAACUAACACAUUUAUGUAGAAAAAUGCGUGCGUUUUUUCUCUGUGACAUGUAUCAUAAAGAGCCAAUAUUUGGAUACAAACCGACAGGCUGUAUUAUUUGACGUGCACGUCGUGGGUUAUUUAAAAAAAAAUUUUUUUUUUGGCUGAAUGCGGUUGUCGACUCGUCAACGUUCCAAUUACGUCAUUUUCCAGCGACAGCCACCGAAACACGAGUGCAGUAGCAUCGAUAAUUGCGCUCUAAUUUGAUUACAUGGAUAAAAGUAUUGCAUUUAUGGGAAAAUGUAUUUUUGACAACUGUGUAUGUUUUACAAUGCGUAUGUUCACGUAACAAUUUUACGUUGUUACCGUGCAAGGCAUGCAAACUUCAACUAAAUUUGGUUUAGGUUUUUAGCCGGCACGAAGCAUGUCUACAUGCAAUUCAGUUGACAAGUUAAUGACAGCAAUUUAAUCACUGAUGAGGCAAACAAGGAAGCACUGUUGAGACGCACUGCCCCAGUUGCAUUUGCAUUGCUGCAAUCAUUUGGCUGAAUCGCAUUGGGAAACAAUCAGUGCAUCAUGAACCCAAUACUGCGACAGAAAAUCCCUGCAUGUGUGAGGACACUCUUGACUGACAUUAGACCAAGAGAUGAACAGCACUGUCACAAUGAAGAAAAUGAUGAUAUUGAAACCCUGUCUGUAGAUGGGAUUAAACUGCCUGGGAGAGGAGAUGCAGACUCUGGAGAACUCCUUGCCCCAGCUGGAAUGAGAGAGAAGAGCAAAGAGAGCGACAUGGGUUUGAGAAAAGAAGGCAGGGUAUGUGGAUUGUGCUUAUCCAAACGUGCUUCCUACACCUGCCCACGAUGCAAUGUGCCAUAUUGUGACUUGGCUUGCUAUCGUAGUUCAGCCCAUUCCAUUUGCUCUGAAGAGUUCUACAAGGAGUCUGUGAUUCAGGAGCUGAGAGGGAUGGGGGAAACAGAGGAGGAAGGGAAAAGGAGGAUGCAGGAAAUUCUGGUGAGGCUCAGCAAGGAGGGGGAGAGAAAAGGAGGGACAACAGAGGUGUUUCAACAGAAAGAGGAGGAGGGGGAAGAGGAUGGGGCUUUGGAAAAUGGAGAAAUUUUGGUUCUGCUUUCUAGAUUGGCAGAGAUUCAGUCAUCUGGAGAAGGAGACACAAGGGAGAUACAAGACAUAUUAACAAAACUCAAGGAGAUUGGAGGGAAGGAGGAAGAGAGGGGGCAGACAGAUGAGACUGUAGCAAGUCACAGAGACAAUGAAGAGUUGGAGGAAGAGGAGGAACAGGACUUAGCACAGCGAUUUUCAGGGCUUGAUAUUGAAAGUCUGUCAGAAGAGCAGCUGUGGGCACUUUUGCCACAGCAGGACAAGGAGAGGUUUGAAGGGCUUGUAAAGGGAGGAGCAAUAGGAGGGCUGGUGCCCCUAUGGAGCCCCUGGUGGGAGAGGCACGAGGGAGGAGAAGGUGCACUGGUAGAGCUGUUGGAGGGAGACAGUGAAGAGGGAGAGGGUUUGAGCAGGUCAGGAGAGGUAGUGAAAACUGAGAGUGAGGAGAAAGGAAAAAAGGGAGGUUCAAGAGAGAGGGACAAGAAAAGGGUAAGAGAAGAAGAAGAAGAAGUGGGGCAUGCACAUGGUAAAGGUGAGAAAGGGAAAUUGGGAGGGAACAAAAAUGAAAGCAUUGUGGUACAUGGGAAUGAGGAAGAUGGGAGCACAGCGGGAGAGGGAAAGGGAACAGGACCAUGUGAAAAAGAUGCAUUACAGACACAGCGGGGACUCCAGAAGAGGACGAACUCACCAAGGACAGGGAGCAAGCGCAAAAGUCCAAGCUGUUUGGUACCUCAGGUGAAUAAAAAGAUCCCGCCUCUAAACACCCUCUCGCCACAGGUCUCGCCAUUGGUGCGAUACAGCCUGGUGAACGUGCUGUACGGCUACGCCGCUUCCCUUUCCCUCUUCAAUGGGGACCUCUCAGAACCGGACCUGAUACAGGAGUUCUGUCAGGUGGUGCUGAUUAUGUCAGAGUCUCUGAGCUCCAACAGGGUUUUCAGCACCUUGCAGGAAGCCAUUGAAAUGGGCACCAGAUCGGCGAUGGAGAGCGGGUGUUUUACUCCGGGAGACCUAGGUGCCCAGGCCAGAGCUGUAGAAGCAGUAGCCCACAUUCUGUCUGGGAAGAGUAAGCAGGAUACGGUGGGAUACACACUGGCGGCCCUGUCCCAACUUCAGGCGGUUUUAAGCCAGGCCAGGGGGGCCCUGCCCAAGGAGGGUGAAGGAAGAGAAUUGAGGCGGAAAUAUUUUUUGGCGGGGAAGAAAUGUGAGUUCUUGCAGUCUUGGGUAAAAGACAAUGGUCCAGCAGUGAGACUGUUAGCUGGGCAUGUAUGGACGGAGCACAUGAAGAUGGAGAAGGAGAGGAAGUGUUUAGAUAAAGAGAAGAAAGUAGUAGAGGAAAGCUGGAAGAAAGGGAGAGGAAGAGGGGAAGGGAAAUUGAUUGAAGAGAUGGACUGAGCAUUGUUGUUGAGCACAGAUUGUUUCUUUACAAGGCUGUAGAACACUGAAUCUGUAAAAGAAAGUGUGUGAGUCUAUUAAAAAGAAGCAUUGCAUUUAAAUUGG
Molecule: messenger RNA, 3634 nt
Organism: Anguilla rostrata (American eel)
Lineage: Eukaryota; Metazoa; Chordata; Actinopteri; Anguilliformes; Anguillidae
Gene: znhit2
Product: zinc finger, HIT-type containing 2
Exons: 2
Coding region: 1601-3529 (642 amino acids)
Source: RefSeq, a predicted model, not a curated record